GUUUCUGACUUUUUCCCUCAGGUUUUCUCAGAGUCCCAAAAUUACAUUACAGAAUCUGCCUCGAAAUGUUACCUUCUUAACAAGCAGCAAAAGGCUACAACAGUUAUUAAAGGCACAGGAAGAGUUGGAUAAAAAGAUGCAGAGAGAACUGACAAUAAAGGCACAAGUAGAACAAGAAAUGAUCCAGCUGAAUGGGGAACUGAACAAAGCACGAGCCCAAAGGAAGCAGCUCGUAGAAGAUCAUUGCCAGAUACAAAAUGAAAUCAAACCAUUUUUAAGUGACAACCAUAUCCUGAUGGGAUACCUUCCUGACCCAACCAAGAAAACACAAGUGGCACCAAUUAAGGUAUGGGAUCAACACACACAGCAGCAGGAGCAGAUCAAACACGAACAGCAGCAGUUGGUCUCCAGUUAUGAGUCCAAUAUAUUAAAUCUACAGGAGGAGCUACUGCAACUGGAGAUGCUCCAAGCCCAUCUGAAAAAGAAGAUUCAAGGAUUAAAUGCCAGGAGAAUAGUUCAGAUGACCCAAGAGGAGCAGAUCAAAUCGCUGCAAAUGUUAGAACCUCUAGUCCAGAAGGAGGCAGAAGAACAGCUUCGUAGGGCACAAGGCUCUCUCAUUGCAGAGUGGAGAGCACUGAAGCAUCAGCUGUCUGAUGUAGAGCUAUUGCUGGAGAAAAGUAAGAUUGGGAAGUAUAGCCGUAUCCUGGAGCAGGCAGCAGAUAAAUCUAUUGUGAGUUUCACCCGACACCUGCAAGGUGAGAAUGAACAUUUGCAUAAGGAAGUAAAGCAGCUCCUUCAAGAAGCCGAGGAGGUUGAGGCCCAGCGGAUUAGGCUUCGAAGGCAGAAGCAGCAGCUACAACUAGAGGAGUGUUGCCAGGAGAGUAUUAAACGAGGGAGGAAGCUUAAACUCCCACGAGCUAAUCCCUAUCAGAAAGGACAAAUCAGUCCAAAGACCAUACUGGCUCCUCUCCAAAGUACCAAACCAAGGUUGAAUCCAUCCUAAAUGGGGAAAAUAUUUAUUAUAUGUCCACCUAUAUAGAUGUUUUUAGUUACUGUACAAAGCAACUUAAAUGGGAAAAAAAAAUAUAAAAUAACAGGCUAUCAAAUUACAGAAUGAAGGAUGAAACACAAAAGUGGCAAAAGACCAUACUGAAAAAACCUUUUUUUUGUAAAACUUUUGUUGAAAGUGACUUUUAAUAGCUUAUUGAAAUUAUUAGGGGAAGGAGUUGGGCCUUCCUCUACAGUACUAUUUAAUGUUUAUUUCCUGGAGUUACCUGUAACUCCCUCACUCACCUCAUCCUCUGAUGACAAACAGCAUCUUCCUGAAAUCUCCUAGUACCUCAACACUAAACUGACCAGGCUUUCCUGGCUGUUUACCAAACACUCCCUACAAUGGCUCAGAAGAAGUGCAAGUCAAGCUAUGGGUUGUUCAUGUUUUCUUUUGGCCUCAUUGUUUAUCUUUCUUCAAAUGAUAAACUUAUUUCUUUGAUGGCAACCAUUUAUGUUGACUCUAGAAUGCUAGUAUAGACAUUCCAAAAUCUUAGGUUAGCAAAUACAUGUAGUCCCCACUUGUUAUUUUUAAUUCUUGUUGCCUUGGUCUUUACACCCAUUUGUUUGAACUAUUCCAACACAAACCAGGAAGUACAAGACUUACUCAAAAUGCUGUUAGCAAACCUGAAACUUGAUGGUGUGAGAAGGGAUUGUUAUACUUGUGUGCCAAAGACCUAACAAUUGCCUUUUAGCUUUUGGUUUGUCUUGAUGUUCCAAUGAAGCAUGAACUACUCUUGAAACAUGUCAACUGAAGGUCAAGAAAGUGACCUAAUAGAAUUCUCUAUUUUCUGGUAGCAUUGUUUUGAUUUGAUACUGAGUAGCUUAUGUUUAAUUUUUUAUUUAAAUGAGAUAGUAGGUGAAAAGAUGUAAGGAUUGGUCUUUUUUUUAAACAAAGCUUUGCAAUGGGAGAAAUAAUUUUCAUUGUAGCAUUCUAGCCAAUGAAAUGAUUUAGGAUACCUAUACUACUAGGGCAUUUGAGAGAAAAAGCUGUUUCAGUUCAGGUUUCCUUGGAUAACUUUUGAAAGAGAAAAGCAGCAGCAUUCAAAUCAUCUGAUUCCAAACUUCUGAAUUCCAAGAUUAUUUUAAUGUAUAUUUUAGUUCAAAAUUAUAUUUUUAUAUAUGUACAUUUGUAGUGUAUUGGGGCCCUCGUCUAAAAAUGUUUUAGAAUACAUUCCUUUUUUUAGGACU
Messenger RNA from Gracilinanus agilis (Agile Gracile Mouse Opossum), 2238 nucleotides. RefSeq names its product coiled-coil domain containing 121 (gene CCDC121). The coding region runs from base 137 to 1003 and encodes 288 amino acids. The transcript has a single exon. The record is from RefSeq and is a predicted model, not a curated record. NCBI's taxonomy places the organism in Eukaryota, Metazoa, Chordata, Mammalia, Didelphimorphia, Didelphidae.